CGAGUGCACUAGCUAAGGACAGUUAACUUUUUAGUAACUUUAAUGGCUAAAGUAAGAGGUAAGAGUGAAAUGAGAGCAAGCAAGUUAUAAGCUAUUCAAUACCUAAUGUCCAGCUGUAAAGGGUCAUGUCACGUGAGAGUUUCCCCUUCACUUCCAGCUCACUGCGUUCACUCAGACUGGAGCAGGAGUUCCAGGAUUGGGAGGAUGCACGUCGAUCUCUGGCCCACAGGAGAGUCAUGAGCCGGGCUCCUUUACCCCCCGCCCCAAGACAUCCUCCACGCAGGAACCAGCAGCGAAUCCAGGAGGUCCGGGCUGCUCCUCCACAAGUGCGAUGUAGAGACACAGCUAUUCACAACACCUUUAUGUGUGGAGAUAUGAAGGGUGUGUAUGCAGUGCUCAAAGACCCUGCCAUGGUCAAUGCUCUGAUGGAGACCGUGCAUGAGGAGAUGGUGUGGACUCCAGAAAUGGGAAUGUGGACACUCAGUUCUAAAGUGAAACAGACCUCUGCCCUACGCCUGGCUGCCAGCAGGGGGCACUCUGGGUGUGUAGAGGAGCUGUUGUUCAGAGGAGCAGAGGUUGAUGCUGAUCCUGGAGGUAGCACAGCGCUCCAUGAUGCCUGUGUUGGGGGUCACUCUGUCUGUGUGCAGCUGCUGCUCGCUCACGGCGCAGAUCCAGAGGUGCUGUCCGCUGAUGGGUGUGCUCCCCUGCACCUGUGCAACUCCUUGCAGUCAUUACAGUGA
This is a messenger RNA of Boleophthalmus pectinirostris (great blue-spotted mudskipper), 740 nucleotides long. It is a transcript of the gene asb16, whose product is annotated as ankyrin repeat and SOCS box containing 16. Gene Ontology annotation, cellular component: cytoplasm; nucleus. The transcript has 3 exons. NCBI's taxonomy places the organism in Eukaryota, Metazoa, Chordata, Actinopteri, Gobiiformes, Gobiidae. Gene Ontology annotation, molecular function: protein binding. The record is from RefSeq and is a predicted model, not a curated record. The coding region runs from base 126 to 740 and encodes 204 amino acids.